UUAUUUUGACGUUUCUGUAUGGAAUCUUCAUAUUUGAAUCUUUCUUGGUGAAACACUUUUUCCUUUUUCAGACCUUGGUGAUCCUUUAUACAUUUUAUGUUUACCUGUGAAUUGAUGCUGGCUCAUCCACAUUUUCUUAACUAUCUCUCUUUCAGUCAUCGGCACCAUGUCUUGCAUGAUCAGGAUGUAGACCGCCAUACUUGUGUACCAAUGAACCAUCUUUGGCCAAAUCAAGCUCCGUACACUGUGUGUAACAGUUCCCUAUCUGAAUAUGGCGUAUUAGGUAAGUUAUAGACAACUGUAAUUUUGUUUAUUAUGUCACAAGUCAUAUUUAAGUCAAGUUUAACCUAUGUUUUAACACCGGAAAAAAUAAUCUGACCACCAAUACUAACUCAUUGGGGGCCAUUGACUGUCUUUGCAACCAUAAUUGUUGGUUCUUUUAGUAAACUAUACCAGAAUGGAAGGACUUGUUAAUUACUGCAAAGCUGUAUAGUGUUGCCCAAAACUAAAUAAGUGGAGCAUUAAAUUUUUUGUGUAGAGUUUAGUGGAACCAUACUGUGAUAAUGGCAAAGGCCAUCUUUGAUCAUUAAAAGGUUAGAUUGUGUAUAAUGUCAUAUCCCAAAAGGAAAAAGAGCAACCUGUGUUUAUGUAGGGUCUAAUUCCAAAGUUUCUUAUUGUGGAACCUUCACGUGUGCUAUGUAAAUUCCAUCCUGAAAAUAUCAGUGACUCAAAUAGAAUUGAGUCACUCAUGCCAACACUAGGGCAUCGGCAACCUUCGGAAUUCCAGAUGCUAUUACAGAUUUAAUACUUGCAAAGAAUUGCGUUACAUAUAGCUCAUAAAUUCUGGAGCGCUAAAGAGAUUAACUACCUCUGUACGAGGGUAUAAUUAAAAACAGAUAAAGAAUUCACCAAUAUGUUUACCAAUUAAGGGCCACAUGACGCUUUCAUGGCCAGUGAAGCAUAGACGUCAUAUAGUAAGAGUAUCAAGGAAUCCCAGGUAUAUUUUGAUACCUGGGUGUCCUUUUGAUCAUCUAGGGCCAGAAUUAGUGGCCCCAGACUGACAUGUGGUCUGUUUGCAGAGAUCAAAGUGAGCAAAAGAUCCGUAUUGCCACGUGCUACUACAGCAAUGCAUUGAUAGCUUCCCCGUCCAAAAGGAGGGGUGCAGACAAGUAUAUUAUCCCACCAGAGAUAAUGACUCUCUCUUCCCUGGCCAAAGGUAAGGCUCAAGGAGGGUGGAAUUAAUUGUUACUUUUUGCAAUUAAACUGUAUAUGUAUAUAAUGUACCCUAUUCCUCCCACUACUGCCCAAUCCACCUUUACCCAUCAAAGCCCCUAUUACUUCUUCCCCUGACUAAAGCACAUAUGCCUCUGCACCCACUACAGCCUACCACCCCUGCACUCUCUACAGUUCCUAUUAUCUCCUGCACCCUCAACUGCCACUAUCCCUCCCCAGCACCCACUAAAGCUCUUCUAAACCUCCCGUUCAGCCCCUAUAUCUCACCCUCCACCAUGCAACUACUGCUAACAUGUGGUGGAAAUGAUUAGAACACCCCCAGUUUUGACUUUGGUAUUUUUGGUGUCAUAGUGCCAUUGUCUCAUGUUUUGUUCCUAGACUAUCCACUGCUUAGUUCUGCUUUUACUCUUCAUACCAGCACUAGUGAGAUGACCCUUCACUCGCCCCCUACCCACUUCUUUGCCAUACAGUUUGCAAUUUAUUAUUGGAGGUACUGAGAGUGAUCCCAAACAUUGCUUCAUUGGCCCAAUACAGCACCCUUGGCCAUUUGCCUUGCAUCUGCUGAAGAUGCUGAAAGAUUUACAGCUGUUGCAACAUCUCUUGCUACACUAGCCUCUACACUAGCAUUUGUUGAUUAAUGGAAUGUUGAUGUUGCUGGUACUUGUGAUGUUGACGAUGAUGGUAGUGGUGCUGCUGGUAGUGGUUACAUUGACAGUGGGUGAGUUACUUGUACCAGUGGAAGCAGGUGCAACUGAUGUAUCAACUGCCUUCACUGGAUGAGACCAUUUUACAACAGAUACUUAUGGACUUGGAGAUGGUAAACAAGAUGCAGGAGGCAAGUGCAGACUAGAUGCUGGAGAAAAUACUGGGCUACUGACUGUUCUUUCCAGACUCUCCGCUUCUAAUUCCUCUAGCUUAUGACACUCAUAGUUGAGUAGCUCCUGAGCUAGAGGUAAAUAUGCUUUGAUUGCAGUGGUGGGGAGAAACAGAACUCUCAUCACUGGAUUCAUCCCUGUCACCAUCACCAACACCAGACAAUGAGGACACUACUUUGGUGUUUACAGAAUAUCUUACAAAUGUUUACAGAAUGGAAAACACAUUUGACUCUGGGAAUUUAGAAUUUGAUGUAGCAGACAUGCUGCCAAUCCCACUAUCUUGAGGCUAAAUGCUACGAAUAGGGAUGGUGGUGGAGGCAGCAGUCACAUGACCAAGGAAAAAGGUGUUUCAACUUUCCAUAGCCAUGGUGCAUUGCAGGGCCAGACUGGGAAUACAAAGCAGUCCUGGGAAAAAAAAAAUCUAUUCCAGUCCCAUAAGUCAUUGCGCCAUGCAUUGUCACAUGUUAAAUGUAAGGCUAUGUCUUGCAACCCCAGAUGAUUGAGUGAUAUAUAUAUAUAUAUAUAUAUAUAUAUAUAUAUAAUAAAAUCAUAUAUACAACAUAAAUAUUUUUUAAUAUAAAAUAUUGGUCCUUUCAGAGUAAAACAUUUAAUUAUACAGUAAUGCUUACUGUAUAAUUAAAUGUUUUACUCUGAAAGGACCAAUAUUUUAUAUUAAAAAAUAAAUAAAUAUGUAGACACAGACAAUCUGACACACACAAGCUCAUUGAUACACAGCCUCAUAAACAAAAAAUCUCACUGAUAUACAUAAACUCAUUAACAUAAAAACACAAGCUCACAGAUGCACACACAUGGUCUUACUGACAGACAAUCUCACUGACACACACAGACAAGCUUAUUGGUGUACAGACAAACUCUGACACGCACAAGCUUACUACAGACAAGCUCACUUUCUCACACAAAUGCUUACUACAGAAAACACACACACACACACUCACUACAGAAAAGCUCACUGAUAGACACAUGCUUCCUACAGACAAACUAGUGACACACACAAGCUCACUAGAGACAAGCCUACUGUCACACAAAUGCUUACUACAGAAAAGCUCAUUGACACACAUGUUCCCUACAGAAAAGCUUACUGACACUCACAUGUUCAUUACAGACAAGCUCACUGACACACACAAGCAACACACACAUGCCCACCACAGAAAAGCUCACUGACACACACAUGCUCACCACAGAAAAGCUCAGUGACACACACAUGCUCCUCACAGAAAAGCUCACUGGCACACACAUGCUCACCACAGACAAGCACACUGGCACACACAUAAUCCUUACAGAAAAGCUCACUGACACACACAUGCUUCCAACAGACAAGCUCCCUGACACACACACAUGCUCACUACAGACAAACUCACUGACACACACAUUCAAGCUCACCCGCUAGCAGCCACACACACAUGCUCACUACAGACAAACUCACUGACACACACAUACAAGCUCACCCACUAGCAGAGACACACACACACGCAAGCUCACUCACUAGCAGGCACACACACAAGCUCAAUCACUAGCAGACACACACACACAAGCUCUCUCACUAGCAGGCACACAUACACACACACAGGAGGUGGAGCUUGCAUGAGGGGGCUGGGCAUGCAGCCAAUUUAUAUAAACUGUGCAGGGAGCCUAACUGUGGCUGCACCAGCCCCCAGCUCCUCCCUAUUUACUCCCCUCGGACUGACAUAGGCUGGCACAGUCCGAGGGGAAAAAUACUUAAACUACAGGAGCCUGAUGAUUUGGGCUGUCUGCCUGGCCCCAGGUGCUGCAGCCCACCAGAAAAUUUCCCGGUAUCCCGGUGGGCCAGUCCGGCCCUGCAUUGGGGAACAGGACCUCUUCCCCUACCCUCUCUCAAUUCUUGCUUGGAAUUAGAAUGUGAUAUUGAUGAUGGCAAGUUCGACUUUCUUAUUACAAUAAAUUAGGUAAAGUAUAUGACUGUGUAUUUCUCAGGAUUGUUCAUAGGACACUCAACAAACUGAGACACACCAAUUCUGAUAAGGCAAAGAAUGAAAGGCAGAAUAGACAUAUUACUGAACCUUAGAGUGGCUGGGCUUAACGCAAAGCAGGGACCAGGAAAAAACCAGUACUAAACUAGAGAAAUACUUCAGGCCAGAAAGGGACACAAAAAAAUAGAAAAUAAAACAUAAAAAAAAUCCACAUUGCAUUUCAUUUUGAAACAAAUUAAAAGUCUAAUAUAAAGUGCCUUAUGAGCCAUUCAAAUGUUCUUGCAAAAUUGAUUUGUUGAAUUCAUGUGAUAAAUAUGGCUUUUCAUACUGUUGACCUGAAAUUGUAAAUGAUAUUUGUAUCAGGAUACUUAUGCCAUGUAAUUUGCAAAGAAAGUGUCAUCCAAACUCUCUAGUGUGCAUUAUAAAAUGGUUACAUUUGAUGUAUUAUGUGUGUUCUACAGCUAGAAAAUAGAAGAGGAUGAAAGGUAUAUCGAAAAUCUAUUGCAUACCAGAAAAGUUAACCUGUAUCAUGUUCGGUAUAUAAAUAAGGAGCAGGAUAUGUGAAGCGAAGCCUUAAACAAAUUAGCCAUAUUGCAGAUUUUCUCAGCCAUGUCUCCCAAUCAGCAGAAAUGGGAUCGUAAUGUGGAAGUUAAAAUUAGACUUGGAUUAAGAGUUGCCAAGGGAGAGAUGACUCUGUGUACUCUGUGUAAAAUUAUGGCUAGGUAGAUAUAUAUAUAUUUACUGCUUCAAACAGAUAACAAAUAACUGUUUAAUUUUGGAAUCUGAACAGACAUAGAAAGAGGAAAAUGACAGAAAUAUUGUGCGGCUCAUGUAGUUCUCAGAUAUAGUGUAAACAUUAGGAUACAAAUGCAAUCAGAUUUACUCCUUUGCUCACCAGCAGUUAAAUAUCUCAGUAAACGUAUCCCCUAAAUAUAACAUAAGCUUGCAUAUGUGGACACUUUGCAGAAAUAGGAUCUAAAAUGCACCUAGUUUUAUAUUGUAGAAGGCAAGAGCAGCAAUGUAUUGUUUUUAAAUUCACAUUAAAGGUUUACUCUAACAAGGGCGGUACAAGGAUUUUUGGGUACACAGGUGAAGAUGAUUUUGGCAACCCCCCAAAAGCAUUUUCCUGUGUGCCUCUUAACCCGCCUUUUGUUUCUUAUCCCCUUUUUUUUUUUUAAAUGUCUUACCCCCUUUAGUAUAUCAUCCCCUAUUUUUCGCCUCCCUUGUGUAUCUCUUACAACCCACCUUUGUGUGUCUUUCUCCCCCCAGCCCCUUUGUGUGUCUCCUUCUCUCCCAGCCUCUUUAUCUUUUACUCUUACCAGCUCCUUUGUGUGUUUCUCUUUCACCACCAGCCCGUUUAUUGCCCUCAAGCCCUUCUGUGUCUCUUUUUCCUCUUCUCCAGUCCCUCUUUGUAUUUCCACCUCCAGGCCCUUCUCUGUGCCACUUUCAUUCACAGCCCCUGUGUGAACAUUCUCACUCCCAGGCCCAUCUUUGUGUCUUUCUCCCUCCUCAUGUCCCUCGGUGUGUCUUUCUCCCCACUCAGGCCCCUUUCUGUGCCACUCUCCCCUCCAUGUCCCUUAGUGUUCCUCUCUCCUCCCCUCCAAGUCCAUUAGUGGUCCUCUCCCCUCCCCUUCCUGUCCAUUAGUGGUCCUCUCCCCUCCCCUUCCUGUCCAUUAGUGUUCCUCUCCCCUCCCCUUCCUGUCCAUUAGUGUUCCUUCUCCCCUCCCCUUCCUGUCCAUUAGUGUUCUUCUCCCCUCCCCUUCCAGGUCCAUUAGUGUUCCUCUCCCCUUUCUUCCUGUCCAUUAGUGUUCCUCUCCCUCCCUUCCUGUCCCUCCUCUUACCUGUCCAUUAGUGUCCCUCUCCCCUCCCCUUCAGGUCCAUUAGUGUUCCUCUCCCCUUUCUUACCUGUCCAUUAGUGUUCCUCGCCCCUCCCUUCCCUGUCCCUUUAGUGUUUCUCUCCCCCCGCCCUCCCUUUCUCUUAGUGCCCCCCAUUCCCCUUAAUGUUCCUCCCACCCUUCUCUUUUAGUGGCUCCCCUACCCCAGUAUUCCUUUUCCAUUCCUUCCCCUGUACCAUAGGUCCAACCCCUUAGUGGUCUCUCCCUUUUAGUGUUCUUUUCCCUCCUCCUGUCCAUAGUGUUUCUUUUCCUCCCCCUCUCCCACCUUUCCUCCCCCCUUGUCCUGGUUUUUCUCCCAAUCCCACAGUGUUCUUUCAUCUUUCCUCUCAGUGAGCACUUCCUUUCAGUCCAGCCAGGUACAGGAAACAGAAGCUCCCGUACCGCGGUGCGCACUGCUCUGUUCAGCAACCCUAUACAGCGUGACUGGCAGGAGGAAGCACUGUGCGCCCACCUCCUGCCGGUCACUCUAAUCUAGUGCUCUCCGGGCCACCGGUGCGACCUACGGUGACCACUUGUGCCGCCUUAUGGUGGUCGCCAUAAGGCGGCACAAGUGAAAUGGUCCACGUGGUUGAUUGGAUCACGAGUGGGCUUCAAGGACUUCAGAUGGAGCGUUGAAUCCAGCGAGCGGAGCUUUGCUGGUGCUGCAUUCCAGAAAAUGUAUUGCUUUAUUUCUAAUGUUUUUUUAAUUAAAAGAAAAAACGGAGGGUGAACGUACAUAACAGGGCGCAAUAGGCCCUUAUAACAUAAAAUAUCACAUUACCAUCUAAUUUAUGGUGAGCUGAGGUUUGUGAUAGGCAACGAUUUAUCAUUAUAUUUACCAUAUGACCUGGCCAAAAGCUACAUUUGUAAAUGUGGUGAUUAUUUUUAUACAUACAUUGUGGGAUCCCAAUAUCAAACACCCAUAUUAAUACAAGUUACUUUAAUUGCUGCAUAAACUUCUGUGCUUGGCAUAGAACUACAAACGAGAGAGAGAGAGAGUGAGCGAGUGUGUGUGUGUGUCAAGUCUUUAAGCAUUCUCUUCUCUUCAAAGUAUAUAGGCCUCAUUGCUUGCUCUGCUUAUUACUUAAAAUCAUUAAAUAUAAUCACAACAAUUACUCGGACAAUCAAUCUCACAUGUUUCAUAAAAAAAGACUCUGAUCUCCAAUUUAUCUCAAUUACACCAUUAAUUAACUUUCUUGCUCCUUUUAGACCUGCACCUGUGUAUCGGUGAAAAGGCCAGGUAUCGUGACCUGUAUAUAUGUGGAAGUAGCAUCUAUACAGGGCUUAGAGCCAAUUACCUUUUUAAAAAAAAAAAUACAAAUAAAAAAAGUUAAAAUAAAAAUAAAAAGCCUAUUUUUGUUUAACUUCAUUUAACAUGUGAGAUGACAUAGUGACCAUAAAAUAACCAUCAAGAUUAACUAUAGAGGAAAAUUAGAAAUUGACCCCAACAGGCUCAGGAGUGUACUGAUCAUGGCAAACUACCGGUGGCAAUAGAUGGUACUUCUAAUGAUGCUGGCUUCCUGUCUCCAUCUUUAAUGUGGGCACUGUCCAACGCAUGCAUGCUAAAACAUUCAUAAAUAAUGCUAUAUAAUGUGUUUAAAGCAUGUUCCUGUUUUUUCCCUUUAUAUUUGUUUUUUACCAUUGGAGAGUUAUGGUUAACCAUUGUACUACUACUUCUAUGUUUAUAGAAUCAUAACUUUAGGUGAUUAUAUGUGCUAUUAACAUAAUCCUGUCCUUCACCACUUUAUAGACUACAUUCACCUUUCUUUUUAAUCUUUAAUGGACAAGUGACAGAACGUCAUAUGAUCCCAUGUGAAAAGAAAUGAAAAUGGAAUACCCCACCUUACACCAGCCAUGAGAGCCCCAGGGGAGAUGUCCCCAUCGGGGGUCUUUGCAACGUCUGCAAAGUCCCCAUAUGGUAACAGUGCUGCUCUAAGGGAAGAGAUGAUGAUAACUGUAUUUAAAAUCAUUAUUUUUAGAGGCUUUGUUACCCAGCAAUUCUAGGGUCCAGUAUACCUUACCUCCUUUAUAUUUGCAGUGAGUGCAUUCUCCUAAAAUAGCAAAACUAGAUGCAAACAUCAUAUUGGAAGGAAUGUUUUUAUCAAAGUCCUGCUUAAUGUCCUUUCUUGUUCAAAAGCUUAACUUAGUUUUUAUAGGUUUUAUCAAACAUUGAAUGCUGAAACAGAUACGUUUAACUGAUAAUCUAUAGCUCUAUCCCUCUGUAAAUAUCUAGUGCUGUCAAGCUAUGAGAUCAAUAUGAGUUAUGAGCAUACUGCUUCCAUCUAUUUUUCCUUUUCCUCGUCCUAUUACCAGACCUGUUGGUUGGUGAAAGUAAUUUUUUUUGCUUGUUUUAUGAAAAUGUAAUGGUUUGCAAUGCUUACGUCUGAACGAUUAACCUCUUAGGUAAGGAGUUGUAUCCCUAGGAUAAGAUCUGAAACUGGGGAACACUUCAAUAGGGAUAACAUUUUAAAUGUUUAAAAAAACAAAACAAAAAAUACUCAAAUUAUGUUUUUCUCAUAAAGGAUUAAACAUCCUGCAAGGUCUCUUACUAAACAGCCCGUGGAUCUUACGGCUAUAAACAUUUUUGUGUUUUCAUUGAAUUUUUAAAAUAAUUUAUGGUGAAUUUUAGAAACCAUAUCUUAACAUCAUUCCUGGGCAUUUCCAUAUAUUUUCUCUCCCCAUUGCUUAAUAAACCAUGUGCAAUUCAGCAGUCCGAUAAACUCUUUAUGGGAUUUUUCCCCUAAGGGAAUAUUGCCUGGUAAUAGUAGAAAUGACAGGUACAUGACACAUGCCAUUGAUAGCUUACUGGUGACUUCUCUGGGCAUCCAACAGUGUGAGCGGAAUAACAAUAAUCUGAGACCCUGUCUGUCAGCCUAGAUCGUAUGCAAUGUACAUUGUACAAGCAGGCACUAAUUAAAAGACCAUUGCUAAAUAUCUUCUUACACAGCAAGAUAUCGCUGCUUUAUUAGAUGGUAAUUAUCUAGGAGCUGGACUUUCAGAAGAAGGGAAUUUUCUAUGCAAUUUUUUUUUUAAUAAACUGAACCAACAAUUUAUAUAAUGCUUUCUGUUUACAAAAGGAAAUAAAAGUUCAUUCUCUGAAUAACUGUGGACAGAUCGUAACUGAAUUUAUUAUAAAUUGUGAAAUAAAUAACUAGGAGCAAGCGUCUUAUAAUUUACUAGGAUGUUUCAGGGUCUAGAUUACCCGGCUCAAUCACUUCUGAAAUAUAAAUGUACUUUGCCAGAUGUUAAAAUUAAACAAACAAUUAAAACAUUUUUUCUUUUUAAAGGAUUUGAACUUGGUUUUGCCAUGGCGAGUCCCAAUGCGUUGGUAUUGUGGGAAGCUCAGUUUGGGGAUUUCCAUAAUACGGCCCAAUGUAUUAUCGACCAGUUUAUGAGCUCAGGACAGGCUAAAUGGGUCCGACACAAUGGGAUCGUAUUACUGCUCCCACAUGGAAUGGAAGGAAUGGUAAGUCCAUAUUAGGAGCUCAUCCAACGGAGUAGUGGAUCUGCUCCUUUGAGAGAGAAAAAAUAAUUAGAAGGUUAAAUAAGUCCCACAUAGCCCCUGGAGAGGAGACUCAUGAAUACUUCAUUCAAUUAAAGCCGUGUUCAUCCAGGCAAAAAUCUGUUUGUGCUUUCAGUAGGUCAUAUGAUAUAUGAGUGGUGAUCAAGGAUGUUGUAAAUUAUGGGUCCCAACAGAGACCUUCUCUGCAGUUCGUAAUUUACCUCUGUUUGUUUGCAUUAUAACACUUACAUUGAUAAUUAUACUUUUCGUAUUCUCCAAUCUGCUGUACUUAAAUGCCUUAAAUGCUGUUUUUCUCAAUGCACAUUUUCAGUUAAUAGGUUGCCAACACCUCUUCUAUUAUUUAUGCCUUUACUAGUCCACACACAGUCACUUUUGUUUGUCUCCGCAUGCACAGGUUGUAAAAAAUGUUGUUUAACCAUGAGUGUUCUAGAGGUAUGCCUGUAUAAUAAAGAAAUGGCCUACACACACUGUCUGCUACUAAGUUAGGAAUACUAAAUCAUUUGAAUGGAAUUCUCUCAAGCCUUAAGAAUACGUAUGUUCAAAAUUUUAAUCCAAAUAAUUUUGAAGUGGUCAAAGGCAAAUCCCCAAGCUGCUGUACUCCUACAGCUCUCAGGAUGCUUUGCUAGCGUCAAUGCUGGUACACGUUGUACUUAUAGUACUCGUAGUUAACAUCUACCUUCUGUCACAAUUCAUUUAAAUUACUCCAAACUUGUACACAGUGCCACAUGCAUUCUAUGAACCCCUCAAGUACGAUUCCUUUUGUUUUGGUAAAGAAGACAGAAAAUUUAGAUGUCAAUUUAGGAAUUUGAUUUACACCGAUUCACAGUUAAGGGAAUUACCUUGUCUCAAACAUAUCAGCUUAUUGGGAAAACCGUUUUCCACAUCGAAAUGUGCACAUCUACGACUUGGCAGUCUGCUACUAUUUGAAUAGGGUUUCUUUUUCUUACAGGCUAUAUACUUGGCCACUGUUUUCAGUAACUAGCUCAUAUUUUAGAAGUGAGACUUCUUAUUGCACCAGGAUAAAUUGCUUCUUCAAAACCCUUAAUGCCUUUUCUUUGCUAUUGCCAUCAGUAAUCGGAUUCAGAGACCAGCAUUUCUAAACUGCUCUUGUGCCUAAUAUUAUUACCAGGGACCUGAACAUUCUUCAGCAAGACCUGAACGCUUCCUGCAAAUGAGCAAUGACGACUCCGAUGCUUAUCCAGUAAGUUGAUUUGCCCUUCUUCUUCUCGUACUCAUUCUCUGACUAUAAAUGUGGAGGAAUUUUAUUUUUUAUCUACCUAUUGGACUAGUGAACUGACACUAGCUAAUUAUUUUUAUCUUUGGCUUUUGGGAAGUAGAUAAUGAAAUCAAGGCUAUGUAUUAAGGCCAGCUUGAACAUGUUCUUAGUAAGAAAAAUCUAAGUAAAGAAGUAAUACGCACAUUGAGGCCAUUCUUUCUGAUAACACUGAUAAAAUUCUUUUUUUUAUUUUUAUAUUUUGUACGUUACAUAUACAUUACCAUUAUUACCAAAUUAUAGUCUGAUGAAAAUAUACCCUAUAACCAUGAAAACCAUUAAUGACCAAUCACAGUGCACAGCCAAAAAGCAGGACCUUCUGUGAUUUUACUUCAUUUUGAUUUAAUUUGGGUGUAAUUGAUUAAACUGUCUUUGAAAUGGCUGUUUUUUGGUUAUAGACAUACUGCACUGAAUUAUGGGUAGCGUAGUUUAGAAUUGCUAUCUAAUCUUUAAUAAAGCUGAAAUUGCUUACACUUUAAGGCCCAUAAUAUAGUCACUCAGACGGCCACUAGAGGUGCUUCCUGGGUCAGUGACGUUUAGCGUCUCCACGCUCUGCAUGGAGGAGCAGAACUUUUACCAUCAAGAUGCAUUGAUUAAAUGCAUCUCUAUGAAUAGAUGCUGAUUUUCUGUGGAACUCCCUUCCCUUCUGCGUUAGACUUUCACCCAGUCUCUACUCCUUCAAAAAAUCUUUGAAGACACACUAAUUCAGGAAAGCAUAUCAUUUAAACUCUUAGUGGAUUUUCAUGCCCACCCCCCCAUGACUUCUCUCCUGCAACUGUCAAAAAUAACCUACUAAGUUCCCAGUGAAUACUUUUCUAGCAACUUAUUUCAUUACCCCUACUUAUACCCUUUGUGACACUAUACCCCACUCCCUCUAGAAUGUAAACUCAUUGAGCACGGCCCUCAACCCCUCUGUUCCUGUGCGUCCAUUUGCCUGGUUACAGUUACAUGUCUGUUAGUCCACCCAUUGUACAGCGCUACAGAAUUUUGCUGGCCCUAUAUAAAUGAUAAAAUAAUAAUAAUUGAUGCAGAAUGACAUUUUGCCGUGCAUGCACAUUAGCCUCAAAGUGCUUUCCUAUUGGAAGGCUGAGAUUGUCAAUUCUGAUAAUCUCAGCCAAGGAGGUGGAGCAGGGGCUAGCGCCGGCAGACAUGCAUAGCGCUGGUAUGAAGGUACGUUACUCUAUUUAAGGGGGAUCUGGACACCUAAAUAGAGUUUAUAGUCAGUGAUCCCAUAUUAUGCCAAAAUUAUAGAAGCAGAUUGUUAGUCAUGGCAUACCAUGAUUCACAUUCUUAUUUGCCAAUAUUUGUUCUGGACCGCAUGAUUUCAUACGGCAGCUCUGCUGAAUCUAGUUGCUUCAUGGAGUUUUCUGCAAAGUAAUGAUAGGUUUGCUUGCAUUAAUGGAGAGCCUGCAUUUUACCCUCAGGAAUUCACCCAGGAUUACGAGGUGUGCCAGCUUUAUGAAUGCAAUUGGAUCGUGGUAAACUGCUCCACUCCAGCAAGUUACUUCCAUGUUCUUCGUAGACAAAUUCUAUUGCCGUUCCGCAAACCAGUAAGUGCAAUCAACACAACAAAAUGAGGAACGCGCUAUUAAUCGUGUUCUAAUUUGCAUCCUAAUUCUGUUUGUUUUGGCAUUUUUUUGUAGCUAAUCAUAUUUACUCCAAAAUCAUUGUUGAGGCAUCCAGAGGCCAAAUCUAGUUUUGACGACAUGAAAACAGGUGUGUUUACAUUACAAUUCAUUUUCAUUAAAUACUAUGUGUUAUUUGAAUUUAUUACAAUUGAAAAUGUAAUAAGUAAAUUGUUAUAUUUUAUGGUAUGCUUUGUUUUUCUUUAUCUUACCCUGUCCACAAGCCUGGAGAAGAUAGAAACGGACUCAUUGUCAGUAAAAGUAUAACAUGUCCCUGUGUUGACAGGGCGAGUGUGAGAAUGGUAUAAUAUAUUCAAAUCAAUGUCUUGCUGUGCGUUUACUUCUUCUUUACCUGCGUUGGAUUUGCAAAACAUGCAAAGCUCCCAAAGAUGCUAAAUACUGCAGUGGUCAUUUCAAAGCAAUACUAAAGAACUAUUUUGCAAAGUAAUUCAAAUAAUGCGCACACAUAAAAAAAAUCUAAAUAUCUAAAUAUUAAAGGGAUCUCUCUCUCUCUCUCUCUCUAUCUAUCUAUCUCAUUGAAAGGGUUUUUGUUCAUUUUUUUCAAUUUUAUUUCAUAUUAACAUAUUACGUUAUAAUAAAGUGGUACUCUUAGUUUCUAUAUCUGCCAAUCCAUCCACCCAUAACCGGGUAUUUUCCAGGGGGAGCUGUUCUUUGCUACUUAGCUCUUAUUAGUCAGGGGUUACGUAUUUUUCGUCUUUUUUUUUUUUGUAACGGUGUCUUUUUUUUUUAGAAACUUUAACGAAUAGACCUAGUGGAAAUAAUACAAUUUCUGUAACCUCAAGGUACAAACUUUCGACGCAUGAUUCCUGAAAAUGGACCUGCUUCUCAGAAUCCCCAGGAGGUUAAACGUGUAAUUUUCUGCACCGGGAAAGUCUAUUAUGAGCUCAUCAAAGAGAGACACAGUAAAGAUUUGGACAAUCACGUAGCUAUUACCAGACUAGAGCAGGUAAAGUACUUCUGAAUUAAUCUGCUUAUACGUGAUCGAAGAAAUCAACAACUUUAAAUGCGUCUACGUCUGUUAAUUCUCUUUACAAAAUAUGUGAUUCGGAAUGCCAUUUAGCACAUUGUGGUGUAUUGAUUAAAUUGCUAAUAUAAAUAUCAAAUUGAUUAGAACAGUAAAGCAUUCUUGCCAGCUCUGGCAAAGAAUGAGAGGCGGGUAGGGCUGGUGUAGGGGAAUGCCAAUGACCAGUAGCUCUAUUUCCAUCUGUAAAUAUGACCUCACUCUGCAGUGUAUACAUACCAGAAUGACCCAGAGGGCAGCUAAGCAGGGUUGGCAAUUGCAGUGUCUAGCUCUGGGUUCAAAUGUCCUGGAAUUCUUGCUCAAUCCAGUGCGAGAAAGACUAAAUCGGUCUUCCCUACACUUUUUCUGGUGUCCUCAGAAGAACAUGGGGCAGGAGAACAGGGAUACAUAAAUCGAGAGUCUGGGAGUUUUGGCAAAUACGGGUAGAAUACUAAAACUUAUCUCUUUCCACUAAACACAACAGCCUGAAUGAAGAAAUGUAGGUGCUGUACGUCAUUUAAUGUCUAGUAUCAGUUAAGUAUUUUGUACUACAAUAAACAUUAACAUUAGAAAUGUCUUUUUUGUUGUUCUUCUGUUUGGUAUUUACCAGAUAUAACUAGAUCAGUUUAUUUUACAGUACUAUUAAUGUGGAAUUCAUUAAUUUCAGCAGUGCUCAUUUUCAGAACCCAACUCAUCUGCUCACCUACACCAGAUACUGUCAGAUACUUCAUUUUCAAGUAUGAUUUUUCAAUACUGCAAUUAACCUUCCCCUUUUAAUGGAUAGUCAUUACCGUUUCAACAUUAUUUUCAAUUUGUACUGAACGGUGUUUCUUCUGGUUGUGUGUUUCCCUCCAACAAGUCGGCUAUACUUCCAGUUUGGUUAUUAUGGGCCCACAUUUGACUUGACAUUUCGUUUAUCGGAAUUUUACCUUUUUGUCUUUUGGUGGAAUUACGUUUUCUUGGCAUAGUAAACUGGUUUUCUAAAUAUGAAUUGAUAAAUCAUGCUUGAUGCCUUUGGCUUUUAUGGGGGGAGGCCUCAGUUGAUGUUUUUUUUCCUACGGUGGACAUGACAUUAAUUUGGCACAUGUACUUUUCCUUACAGAUAUCUCCAUUUCCUUUCGAUCUGGUUAAGGCUGAGAUUGAGAAGUAUUCCAAAGCAGAAUUGAUCUGGUGUCAAGAGGAACAUAAAAAUAUGGGAUAUUACGACUAUAUAAAACCUCGCUUUCUCACCAUUGUAAAGCAUUCAAGGCCUAUCUGGUAAACAAUUAUAUAAGUGAACAUAUUGAAUAUUUAAACAUAUUGCCUAGAAAAAAACAUCAUGACAUGUUAAAUUUAUUUUGCCAUCAAAGUUGCAAUUCCAAUUUAUGUUUCGAGCUUUUAAAUACAUCCUAUGCUUUGUAAUAUACAUACACAGCAUGGGAAUACCACAUUCUGUAUGUUGGAGAGAAGGAUUUUAUUCUGCCCCCUAUUCUUUAAUUAUGAUCAGGCCUGGACUGGCCAUCGGGCACACCAAGCAAAUGCCCGGUGGGCCACGGUGGCCAUGGGCCGAGGCCGGCAGGGGAGAUCACAGGAUCUCCCCUGCUUGUCUAUGCAGGGCCAACACUAUCCGAGCGCCGGCCCUGCUGCAUUCCAUGACAAGCCGGUGGGAAGAUCAAAGAUCUCCCUCACCAGCCCACAUGAAGUAUAUUGCGGCCGUCAGUGGGGGAGAGAGAGAGGAACCCGGAGGAGCUCUAACUUGCAGUCCGCCGGGUUCCUCUUGCGAGAUUCAGAGCGUUGCCACAGGCUAGAGUUCACUCACCACUAGGACCACCAGGGAUGGCAGCAGCACGAUCCCCCCUCCCUCCCAGGCUGAAGGUAGGAAGGGAGGAGGGAUAUAAUCACUUACAGCACCCUCACUCACACACACCCUGCACCACUGACACUCACACAUACACUUCACCCCUGACACUCAAAGCACCCUUACUCUCACACACACACACACACUGCACCCCUGACACUCACCGCACCCUUACAAACACACACUGCACCCCUGACAUUCACAGCACCCUCACUCACACACACUACACGUGCACACACAGCUUCCUCACAUGCACAUAGCACCCUCACGCAAACACAGCACCCACCACUCACACAAAGCACACACUGCAUCCCUCACACACACAGCAUCCUUACCCACAUAGUAUCCUCACGCAAACACAGCACCCAUCACUCUCACACUCACCUCACCCUCAUACACACACUGCACAAUACUUUUUCCUGGCAUUUUUGCCUCCUGGUAUCCCAUCUAUGGAGACACCAGAGACACAUUUCAAGCAAACACAGUGCAAGCAUGCUAUUAAAUUUGCUUGCGCUGUGCAGAACAAAUACAGAGUCUUUUUCUCAUGCUAGAGCUCUUUAGCAGAGCUCUGCGCAUGGUCUGCCCUGGAAGAGCAUUGAACCAAAAUGCUCACUUUGUGAUGCUUGUCAUUGGGGAUGACAAAACACACCCUAUCUGGCCCCGCCCCCUUCUUAGUGGGACGCUGUAACAAAAAAAAUGCCCGGGCCGAAUUUUCUUCCCAGUCCGGCCCUUAUUGUGAUGAUACAUUGCAUGAUCUAUAGGUGAUUAAUCUCUAAGAAAUCAUUUAUUUACCAAUAUGUAUAUUUCGAUUUUGCGUUUCUGUUUUUUUAUCCAGGUAUGUUGGUCGAGACCCAGCAGCGGCUCCUGCAACUGGAAAUAAGAAUACUCACCUUGUAGAACUAAGAAGGUUUUUAGACACCGCCUUCUGCUUGCAAUCUUUUCAGGGAAAGACUUUCUAAUGCUAACACGAGUUACAUAAAUAAUAUGCAGUAUGAUGUAGCAUUGCAGUAAGGGUAUAUGAAUUACCCGGAAAUAAAUCAUUGUGUAUAUUGAUUGUACUCUGAUUGCAGACCAUGCAUUCUACAAUUUGCAAUUAACCAUCUCACUUCCUAUCAUGGAUAGACGUACGUUGGAUUCCUGUGUCUCAUUCUUGUUAUUUAAACUAGAUUUAUGUUUUUUUUUAUCUUAGCAGAAAUUACAUGCAAAUGUGGUAAUUUCAAGAUUUACUCAAGCUCUUGUUCAUUUAAUCAAUAAACAGAAUUUCUCAACAACCACUUAAUUUAUCUUGCAAUGCAAAUCAAACUGGAAUGAAAAUGUCUUAAUGACCCACUGAACGAUUGUGUCAUUAUUUUACUUCCAUUUAACAGGGUUGUUGUAAUUACCAAAUAUAUCAGUGAGUGCAAUGAUCAGUUUAGUGAACCAUAGGAACGGUGCCAUUUCUAAUUUGUUUAAUGUAAAAGGUAAUCUCUAGCGAAGUCCAUAAUGUUACAUCAACUUUGCCUCCCCCCCCCAAAAUGAUAAAAUCUCUAUGAAAUACUCACAUUGACUGCGUUGGGAUUUCACUGAAAUUCUGACCCAGUCAAAACAUAUACUAAGACAAAGUAAGGACUACAUUCACUCAAUAUCUUUCAUACUCUUUACAAAC
Molecule: messenger RNA, 16873 nt
Organism: Pelobates cultripes (western spadefoot toad)
Lineage: Eukaryota; Metazoa; Chordata; Amphibia; Anura; Pelobatidae
Source: the annotation of a GenBank genome assembly